UUUUUUCAAAGAAAUGGAUGUUGAGGCUUUUCGAAAAAAUGGAAAGGAAUUAAUUGAUAUAGUAGCUGAUUAUUGGGAAUCGUUGGAUACUAAUAAAUGGGAAAAGCCAUUACCUGAUAUAAAACCUGGCUUUUUGCAAUCUCUAAUACCCGAAGAGGCACCUGAAGAACCUGAAAGUUGGCAACAGAUUUUUGCUGAUAUUGAACCUGUUGUUUUGAAUGGAAACACACAUUGGCAUCAUCCAAACUUCUUUGCUUAUUUUUCUACCGCUUGUAGCUAUGCAGGUGUCAUGGGCGAUAUUCUUAGUACGGGAAUUGCAUCAAUCGGAUUUACAUGGAAAUCAAGUCCAUCAAUGACUGAACUUGAAAUGGUAAUGACCGAUUGGUUGGCAAAAGCUAUUGGAUUACCUCACCAAUUUUGGAAUUCUGAUCCAGGGCCAGGCGUUGGAAUGAUACAAAGUACUGCAAGUGAUGCUACACUAGUAGCAUUACUUGCAGCUAGAGCUAGAGCUGUUAAGAAGUUAAAGUCACAGAACACCCAAAUUGGUCAAUGGGAAAAAUUCUUAAAAACCCCAUUUAUUAAAGCACUUGGGCAUCAAUUAAGUGAAGUUGGUGAAUCAUUGAGGAGCAACUUGCCCAAAUUUAAUGGGAUAAUUAAUGGUGGGCAAAAAAAAGUUGAACAAACAACAAAAAAUCCAAUCGGCGAAGUAUCAAUCUUUGAAGCACAUGAUUCAGCUUAUUUUGAUAGAUUAGUAGCUUAUUGCUCUGAUCAAGCCCAUUCUUCAGUAGAUAAAGGUAUAAUGUUAAUUGGUGUUAAAAUAAGAAAAUUGCCUACAUCCAAAAAUAAAUUGGGAAAUUUUUCAUUGGAAGCUUCAAUACUUGAAAAGGCUAUAAAUGAAGACCGCUCAAACGGUUUAAUCCCAUUUAUUCUAAUAAUAACUGUGGGCACAACAAAUACAUGCGCAGUUGAAUCUAUUAGAGAAUUAGGUCCAGUAUGUGUAAGGGAAGGUAUUUGGGUGCAUGUAGAUGCUGCUUAUGCUGGCAGUUUUCUUCUCUGUGAAGAAUUUGCUUAUUUGGCAGAUGGUGUCGAAUUUGCUGAUUCUUUUAAUUUUAAUGCUCAUAAGGCAAUGAUGAUUAAUUUUGAUUGUUCUCCAAUGUGGUUCAAAAACGGAGCAGAGUCAAUUUCUUAUUUUAACGUCGAUCCAGCCUAUUUGAAACAUGAAUAUCAGGCAGUUGCUUCUGACUAUAGGCAAGUUGAAUUAGCUAAAUUGUUUGCAGAAUUACUUAUGAAUGAAACAAAUGGUUAUAUUUCAUCUUUUGAACUUUUUGUUCCUCCACAUUUGGGCUUGGGAAGCAAUGAGUUGAACGAAGCACUUUUGGCAGCUCUAAAUACCGAUGGCCGUAUCCAUUUAGUUUCUUCAAAAACUCACGGUACAUAUUUUCUUCGUUUUGCAAUUUGCAGUUCAAAAACAACUGAAAAACAUGUACAUAAUGCUGUUGAGUUAAUUAAAGAAAUUGCAGAGAAAAUCUCAAUUUGUUAUUAA
Molecule: messenger RNA, 1543 nt
Organism: Meloidogyne enterolobii
Lineage: Eukaryota; Metazoa; Nematoda; Chromadorea; Rhabditida; Meloidogynidae
Source: the annotation of a GenBank genome assembly